UGUUCCUGCAGGGUGGUGGGUGACAGUGGCCAGUUGACUGCGACUGGGGUUGGGUGGUGGGAAACCUGAAGAAAAGGUUCUUACCGGUCGCUGCCUCAGGGAGGUAGUGCGGUAGAAUUUUCCGCCAUGUGUCAUUCUCGGUGUCCGCGAGGAAGGGCGUGACAACGACGGGCGUGACGGCGACGCAACAGUGUCUCGAGAGCGCUGCCGCCCGAAGGGCGCCAGGAGAAGCGCGUCCGAGACGCCGCGCGGUGAUGCUGCCGGAAAACGUCUGCCCGGCCUAGCGGGAACCCAGCAUGAUUUUCAGGGGAAAUCUAAGUUAAUUUCAAGGCAUUCGAAAUGGGGAAAGACUAUUAUUGCAUUUUGGGAAUUGAGAAAGGAGCUUCAGAUGAAGAUAUUAAAAAGGCUUACCGAAAACAAGCCCUCAAAUUUCAUCCGGACAAGAACAAAUCUCCUCAGGCAGAGGAAAAAUUUAAAGAGGUCGCAGAAGCUUAUGAAGUAUUGAGUGAUCCUAAAAAGAGAGAAAUAUAUGAUCAGUUUGGGGAGGAAGGGUUGAAAGGAGGAGCAGGAGGUACUGAUGGACAAGGAGGUACCUUCCGGUACACCUUUCAUGGUGAUCCUCAUGCUACAUUUGCUGCAUUUUUCGGAGGGUCCAACCCCUUUGAAAUUUUCUUCGGAAGACGAAUGGGUGGUGGUAGAGAUUCUGAAGAAAUGGAAAUAGAUGGUGAUCCUUUUAGUGCCUUUGGUUUCAGCAUGAAUGGAUAUCCAAGAGACAGGAAUUCUGUGGGGCCAUCCCGCCUCAAACAAGAUCCUCCAGUUAUUCAUGAACUUAGAGUAUCACUUGAAGAGAUAUAUAGUGGUUGUACCAAACGGAUGAAGAUUUCUCGAAAAAGGCUAAACGCUGAUGGAAGGAGUUACAGAUCUGAGGACAAAAUUCUUACCAUUGAGAUUAAAAAAGGGUGGAAAGAAGGCACCAAAAUUACUUUUCCAAGAGAAGGAGAUGAAACACCAAAUAGUAUUCCAGCAGACAUUGUUUUUAUCAUUAAAGACAAAGAUCAUCCAAAAUUUAAAAGGGAUGGAUCAAAUAUAAUUUAUACUGCUAAAAUUAGUUUACGAGAGGCAUUGUGUGGCUGCUCAAUUAACGUACCAACACUGGAUGGAAGAAACAUACCUAUGUCAGUAAAUGAUAUUGUGAAACCCGGAAUGAGAAGAAGAAUUAUCGGAUAUGGGCUGCCAUUUCCAAAAAAUCCUGACCAACGUGGUGACCUUCUAAUAGAAUUUGAGGUGUCCUUCCCAGAUACUAUAUCGUCUUCAUCCAAAGAAGUACUUAGGAAACAUCUUCCUGCCUCAUAGAAUGAAGAACUUUGUUACCCAUAUUUUGAUAAGGCACUGAAAAUAUAAAAGGACUGGCAGUUUACUGAUGUAGAUGUGAAUUCUGUAUAAAGAUGUGUAAAUUCUUUUGAGGGUUCAUUAAAUUGCAUGAAUAGAGACGGGUCAAAUAAAUAGGCAAAAGGGAUUUUUACAAUUAGAGAUAAAAGAGAAAACCAUUCACUAUAUUUUAUUUCAUUUCUCCUGAUUCAGAUAUUUUUAGUUAUUUGCUUAUAUGUAAAAGUUGUUUUUGUGGAGUCAGUAGAUAUAUUUCUAAUAAAGUGCUAGACUAUCCAAUUACUUAAUUUCUUAUACCUUUAGAUAAUCAGUAUGAAAAGUUCCCAUUUAUAAUGGAAAUGAAAAUGCUUAACUAAACUAUACAUGUAAUAUGUAUUUCUAGAAGAGAAUAAAAACCCAAGUCAGUUAUUAGAUUUAAAUCAUCUUCUGAAAUGCUGCUAUAGGGCUGGUAUCAGUAAAAGAAUAUCCUGAUGCAUAUGUUUUACCAUUUUGAUUUUUAAAGUAUGCUGUAGCAUUUCUUAAUAACAUCGUUGUGAUGUUCUUAAGGCAGAUCUUUCUUCAUAAAAAGGAAAGUAAUGGCAAUUUCUCUCCUGUGGAAAUCCCAAUUGCUUGAAUUACUGAUAUUUUAGAAAUAGACUUUUUAAAAUGCCAUAUGUAAUUUUAUGCAAGUUGACUGUAUAUCUUGUACUUAAUAAAUUAUAGGCUCAUUUUGUUCUCUGCUAGUUUAAAGUAAUUUGUUUAAUAAUAGGUAUGUUUUUAGAGGAAAUGCUGUUACUUGGAAUUAAUUUUCCAGUUAUACAGUCUUCUAUAACUUACAAUAAUAUGCUAUAUGUACUUUAUGUAAUUUCCCUAAAAAGAAUGAACUACCACUACACUAUGGUGUUAAACCAAAAUAUAGGGAAAAUAAACACUAACUGCUGCUUAUGGAUAAUGUUGCAACUACUUGUUAUGCAUAUAAAUAUUUUACUUUUUCAUAUGUAUAGAUUGCAUUUCUUAGGUGUUUUAAUUUUUUAAAUAUAUUUACGUUUAAAAAAUUUAGUUUUGUUUUCUGUUUUAUAACUAUAGUGAGAAUGGUGUUUUGAAACAAAGUUUUUGGUUAUAAAAUAGUUUUCAGGAUUAUAUAUAUAUAUAUAUACUGGGUCCUAUCACCUUUUAGUAGAAUAUGAAAUAUUCUUUUAGAAAUCCAAUAUAAAUAGGUUAUAAUAGCCAUAUUCUUUAUUACUUUAUUGAGAUAUAAUUUACAUGCCAUAAAGUUUACCCUUAAAAUAUACAAUUCAGUGGUUUUUAGUAAUAUUCACAAAGUGGUACAAUCAUCAUCACUUUCUAAUUCCAGAAUAUUUUCAUCACCCCAAAAAGAAAUCCUAAAUCCAUUAGCAGUUACUUCCCAUUCUUCCCUUCCUCCAGCCCCUGAAAACACUACCAUCUACUUUUCGUCUGUAUGGAUUUGUCUGUUCUGGACAUUUCACAUAAACAGACUCAAACAA
Molecule: messenger RNA, 2870 nt
Organism: Nomascus leucogenys (northern white-cheeked gibbon)
Lineage: Eukaryota; Metazoa; Chordata; Mammalia; Primates; Hylobatidae
Source: RefSeq, a predicted model, not a curated record